Vicugna pacos (alpaca) is the source of this 2100-nucleotide messenger RNA. RefSeq names its product small nuclear ribonucleoprotein D1 polypeptide (gene SNRPD1). NCBI's taxonomy places the organism in Eukaryota, Metazoa, Chordata, Mammalia, Artiodactyla, Camelidae. Gene Ontology annotation, molecular function: RNA binding. Gene Ontology annotation, biological process: spliceosomal snRNP assembly; RNA processing. The record is from RefSeq and is a predicted model, not a curated record.
CCGUGCGUCUUCAGCGCCCCGCGCGCUCUUUACAUCGGAGCGCAAGGAAAAAGCGUUUCCGGCCAUUCAUACUGCCAGCCGGUCGGCCCACGGUUGUCGGGGUUUGUGCGUUAUUGGGCCGAAGGGGUGCCGGCGCCGCGAGGAUGAAGCUCGUGAGAUUUUUGAUGAAAUUGAGUCACGAAACUGUAACCAUUGAGUUAAAGAAUGGAACACAAGUCCAUGGAACAAUCACAGGUGUAGAUGUCAGCAUGAAUACACAUCUUAAAGCUGUGAAAAUGACCCUGAAGAACAGAGAACCCGUACAGCUGGAAACACUAAGUAUUCGAGGAAAUAACAUUCGGUAUUUUAUUCUGCCAGACAGCUUACCUCUGGAUACACUGCUUGUGGAUGUUGAACCGAAGGUGAAAUCUAAGAAAAGGGAAGCUGUUGCAGGAAGAGGCCGAGGUCGAGGAAGAGGAAGAGGACGUGGCCGGGGCAGAGGAAGAGGGGGCCCUAGGCGAUAAUGUCUCUCAAGAUUUCUGUUUCAAAAUGAUUUGUGACUUGGAAAACUUUUUGUACAGGUUUUGUUUGUGUGUGUCAGUUUUUAAUAAACAUAAAUGUAGGACAGAUUUGUCUACUGACUAUCAAAUUAAGUUUUAAUAGUUCAUAAAUAUACAUGAUGUUAACACAGUAAGAGCUAAACAUUAUUUCUAGGCAGUCCCAAAAUAAUUCCAUUCUUAGAUCAGGCUUUUACUUUUUUUGAACUAAAAUAUUUCCCCUAUGAAUAUAUGUAGAAUAUACACCUUUUUAUUUCACAUGCACUGAGUACACAUUUUAUCAUUUUACUUUGACUCCAUUCUGUGGAACCUUCCUGCAAGUGAAACGAGUUCUUUUUGGUACUUCAGAAGCUAAAGUCCUAUGACUCUCCUGAGUUUUGUUCCAUGGAGACUCAGGUACUCAGUGGAAGGUGAGUCAUCUUCUAAUUCAGGAUUCAUUGAUUUUGUUGUCAUUGUUAAUGAUUUUGUUUUGUUUCAUUUUUUAAUAAGUUCUCAGUAGAAUACGAUUUUGCAGUCUUCUCAGUUGAAACUGUAGAUAAUGUUCACUAGAUUAUCUUUUGUGAGCAGCGCUGAAACGUGUUAAUGUGGAACGUACCUGUCAUUGGCUCCUUUAUCAAAUACUUUUACAAGGUAUCUUUUAAGAACAAAAGGAAGAAAACCUACUUUAUUUGACAGCAAAACUGAAUUCUUUCUCAUCAAUAAAGGUUUUUUGUUUUGUUUUGUUUUGUUUUGUUUUGUUUUGUUUUUGCUUUUGCUUUAAUUGGUUAAAUUUAGAGAAACACACUUCUCAGUGUAUGGUUUCUCAUAAAGCUUACUACCAUUCAUUUGUAUGCUAAGGAAGAAAAACCUAACAGGAUUGUGGUGAACUAAACCUGUAUUUUCAUUUAAUCACAUAUGUGGGGUUUUGUUUUUAAUGAGAAGGAAAUUUUCUGUGAAGAUCAUCAUCUAAAAAGUUUAGGCCUUGUAGGGAAGUAUGUACAUUGAGAGAUCAAGAGCAUUUGUGUGUGAUGUAUAUGUGUGUGUAUCUCAUUCUUUUCUACCCUCUGUUGGUGCUUCUGUUAACUGAACGAAAGCAGAAAGCAAGGGAACCCAGUGAUGCAUCGAGGUGGAGAGGUUUGAAGGGAACAAACAGCAUAAGUAGCGAAUAAACAAAUCUCCCCCCUCUCCAAAACUAUAUAGGAUCUUAGUGCUGCUGCCUUUUGUACACUCAUAUCUUUUAGAGCCUAAAAUUUUAUUUGUGAAAUUUGGGGGAAGGGGUAAAGAAAUUAAUUACGAGUUUAGAUAGGAAACUAAGUGAAAUAAUAGAAAACCACUUUUGACAACAUAUUUUAAUCUAUUAUAAGGUUAAAGCAAGAAUGGCUUAGUAUUUUAAAAUGUAUUAAUACAUUCAAUAGUCAAAAUUCUCAUGAUCCUCUAUAAUAGGUAUCAGAAUAACAUUUAAUACUGUACAACACUGAUUCCUGAAAACUUAAAAUGGACUUUCUUCAUGUGAAAGGAAUUUUCUAUGUUAAACCAAUAGCAGACAUUUUCCAGAGACAUUCCAAUUAAAACAGCAACAAAAAAA